AUUAAAGACAGUAUCAUGAGUAAAUUAAAUGUUUACGAGAUAGAUUUCCAAAAUCCACGGAACUUCCAAAAUAUUGAAGAAAUGUACUUUGGCGCCGUAAUAAAUAGCAGUGCUAAUUCAGAGACCCUUUUGCAAAUUAAAAAGCAAUGCCUUCAAUUUUAUAUUGAAUCUUUAAAACAGAUCUUGUCUAGAUUUCCCUUAAAAGAUUCUAUUUUUUCAAAAUUGGAUUUCAUGGAUCCAGAGACUGUUGUAAAUAGAAAAGUUAAAUCUAUUGCCGAUGUUGUGUCACAUUUUUCCAAUCUGCACUCCCAUAGUCUUCAAGACAUCGAUAGUCAAUGGAGAAUGUUGCGAAAUAUAAAUUUUGAUGAUUUUAAUUUAUGUAUUGGUGAUGACAUCGUAUCAUUUUGGCGGAAAGUUUCUAAAAUAAAAUUGGGUACCGGUGAACAAAAAUUUGGUAAAUUAAUUGCUUUCGUAUUUAAUUUAUUAUCUUUACCGCACUCCAGUGCGAAUGUAGAAAGGUGUUUUUCUCAAAUAAAUUUGAAUAAAACCAAUAUGAGAAACAGAUUAAUUAGUAGUACCUUGGAGGGUAUACUACUAACAAAAAGUUUGGUUUCCGAAGGCGGUCAAUGCGAUAAGUUUGAAAUAAACAAAGAGAUGUGUAAGAAAAUGAAUAGUACUGAUUUGUACAAAAACAAAGAAAAUGAGGGGUCUGAUUUAGACUCUGAUUAAAAAUAUAAUUUUGUAUACAUAUUACCUUGUUUUAUUUCAUAUAUGUAUUAAUGUAUUUGAAUUUUUACUUUGGUAAGUACAAAGGUCCACUAUAUUAAAAAUUGUAAAGAAAAAAUUAACACGCCGCUGCUUUGCCAUUCAAAAUGGAAUUCUCACGAUUUAUCACGAUUUUUUACGAUCAACCUAACGAAAUCUGUUCAAUGCCAUCUGUGAUCACUGUUUGACGUGACAUUUUAUUUUUGCAAUUGCUGUUGAAUUUUUGAAAAAAAAAUUAGUUUUGUGAUUUGUUACUGGUAAGUAUGCAUUGCAACGUCAAAGUUCACAACUUUUUAGAAAUUUUUAUAUUAUACUUGAUGAACAAAUGAAGUUUGAAUUAGUAUGUACAUCAGGAAGGACAAACGCAGUUCAGUGGGUCUAAUGUUUGUUGUUGUAAAAAAGUUACAUUUUUCACAAAUGAGAUAAAUAAUUUGUAGUACUGUAAAUACUCGUAGCAUAAUGAACUGAUUUGGUUCUAUCCCUUCAAAUUUGGCUAUACUUUGUUUUUUAUCGAAGAAUUUGUUUUUUUUAUCGUAUUUUCUUCAGAUAAUGUCAAAUAUAAGAAAAGAUAAGGACCCACACAGAAAACUUACAGAAGCGGAACUUCUUUAUUACCUCGAAAAUGAUAUUUCUGAUAUCGAAUUUUUGUCAGAUGAUGAGUUGGAAUUAGACGAAGUGUGCAGAGACCAAACAAAUGAUAACGUUUUAGAUGGAAUAAGUACUGAAGAUCGAGAAAAUGAAGAUGAAGAUUUGGCAGAUGAACAAGAAGGGCCGGAGGAAAUUGUAAUUGGGGAAAAUGACAAAGAUGAUAGAGGGCAAUUCGAAAAAGAAAAAGAAAAUUUUGCGAAAAUCCAUAACCUAACUGAAAAAUCAAAAAUAAGGUGGAUACAGAAAGACAAUAUAGAAUACGAAACAAGGAAUAUUCACUGGCAUGCAAGUCAACCAUCAACCUUAGUUGUAGAUUUGCCAGCUCCAGUAAAAUUUUUUACUAAAUAUAUUCCCGAUAAAAUACUGCAACAAAUGGCUGAUAUGACAAAUUUAUACGCCACGCAGCAAAAUACUGCUAGGUUUCCCUCAACUAGUUUGACUGAAAUCAAAUCUUUUAUAGGAAUCCAUAUUAUUAUGGGAAAUUUACAGUUUCCUCGAGUCUCCAUGUAUUGGCACCGUAGUAUGGGAAUACCAUUAGUGAAAGAUAACAUGCCUCUAUCUAGAUUCUACAAGCUGCGCCAGGCAAUACAUAUAGUUGACAUUACCAGCCGCGAAGAAAACAACCAAGAUAGAUUGUGGAAGGUAAGAUGUUUGUACGAGUCUGUAAGGAGAAGAUGCCUCAAGCUUCCACUAGAAACUAAUCUGUGUGUCGAUGAACAAAUAGUUCCAUUCAAGGGACAAAUCAAUAUCAAACAAUAUGUAAAAAACAAACCCACAAAAUGGGGUAUCAAAAUCUACGUCUUAGCCGGCCAAAGUGGCCUGAUAUACGACUUUCUAAUUUAUCAAGGUUCGACAACGCCCUUCAGUCCUAUAUAUGUAAAAUAUGGGUCGGCGGCUGCCGUGGUUAUGCAACUUAGCGAAAGAAUAUCUGAAUCGAACCAUGGCCUAUUUUUUGAUAAUUAUUUUACUACUUAUAACUUGAUUCAGUAUCUUGACUCCAAACAUAUAUACUGCGUAGGAACCAUAAGAGCAAAUCGUUUUGCCAAUCCAAGGUUGCCAAGUGACAAGGAAAUGAAAAAGAUUGGCCGUGGUUCUUCUGCGGUUUCAAUCAGUAAAGACGGCAUUGUCAUCACAAAAUGGUAUGAUAACAAAGCAGUACUGACAGCUUCAAAUUUUGUGGGGAUAGGAGUGGCGGACGUUUGUCGAAGAUGGGAUAAAACGAGAAAGGAAUAUGUACAAGUACCUAGACCUGAAGCUAUAAGACGAUACAACAGUAAUAUGGGUGGUGUCGAUAAGUUAGAUUUUUUACUAAGUCUAUAUCGGUCGUACGUUCGAUCAAAAAAAUGGACUGUCAGAAUGAUCACCCAUGCUAUUGAUCUAGCAUUGGUAAAUUCAUGGUUAGAAUACCGUACACAAGCAAUUCUUUUAGGACUUCCCAAGAAGGACAUUCUUGAUCUGUUAGGUUUUCGCAUGGAAGUGGCAGAAAGUUUAAUUUAUACCCGACGUGCUCCUAAAAGGGGAAGGCCCUCCGAACAAAUAGAGAACCGAGUCAUUUGUGGAAAGAAAAAAGUUGAAAUAAGACCUACAAAUGCCCAAAGGUUUGAUAAAUACGAUCAUCUUCCACAGUAUGAUGACAAAAAGGAAGCGUCAAGGUGCAAAAAUCAAGAUUGUAAGAGCAGAACACAUAUAUAUUGUCAAAAAUGUAAAGUCCAUCUUUGCAUUUUAAAAGGGAGGAACUGUUUUUCAAAAUUCCAUUCCAACUAG
This is a messenger RNA of Photinus pyralis (common eastern firefly), 3177 nucleotides long. Its product is annotated as piggyBac transposable element-derived protein 3-like. The coding region runs from base 1315 to 3177 and encodes 620 amino acids. The record is from RefSeq and is a predicted model, not a curated record. The transcript has 2 exons. Lineage: Eukaryota; Metazoa; Arthropoda; Insecta; Coleoptera; Lampyridae.